Molecule: messenger RNA, 2621 nt
Organism: Oncorhynchus masou masou (cherry salmon)
Lineage: Eukaryota; Metazoa; Chordata; Actinopteri; Salmoniformes; Salmonidae
Exons: 5
Coding region: 373-1800 (475 amino acids)
Source: RefSeq, a predicted model, not a curated record
UGCCAACUCAAAUAUGUAGUGGAAGAAAAUGUAUUAGUUUACAAUGGAGAUGGACUCAAUUACGCUACCUUUGCGCUCACAGACGCCAUAGUUGGACAGAUAUAAUAAUGCGAUGUCUAUCUAAGUCUAUGGGUACCACAUACACGCCUCUAUCUUUUCUCAUCUGCAGCCACCACUUCACCGAGAACUUGCUUUUUUCGCUACUUUGUUGAGCGGUUUUGAAUGAGGACCAAAUUGCAUUGUGUAAUAUCAAUUAAGGAAUAAAAGACCGACGCUUCUGGAAAAGUCACCGCAGCACCCGAGCAAACAUCUUUCGAAAACCGGACUUACCAUCUCUGGCCUUUAUAUUAACUUCUACGCUACUGUGUUAAAAUGACAGCAAAGCACCGAGGGAAAAAGAACAAACACAAUCACGAAGACUUUAACCAUUUUAAUCAUGAAUCUUCGGUACCGGAGGCGCGAGGUGGAAACCAGUAUACGCUUUUGUUAAUUGUAUUCGUUCUGAUUGUGGUCGGAGGUGCAACGGCUGCAUGGUUCUGUUUUCAGCAACACCAAAGUAUAACCUACUUAGCAGACAACCUCAUGGGCAUGCAGAUGAAGAUGGUGAAGCUUCAGUCCUUCCAGGAAGAAAUUAUACAGACAAAUGAAAAGCUGCUCAGUACCGACGGCUUUGAGCAUCGCCUCAACACCCUGGAAGAGUCAUACGAACUGGCCCAGAAGCAGGUAGGCAUGGCCCUGGCCAUAGCUGAACAACUGAAGACCUCAGACCUGCCCACCCAGGUCCUCUCCCUACACACAGAGAUGAAGGCCCGGCUGGCAGAGAUGCAGCAGGCCACAGUGUCCGCGGAUCAGCUGACCCAGCUGCAGGCAAUGCUGAAGGGGAAGAGCGAAGAGUUUGAGGCUGUCCGGCUGCAGGUGGAGGGCCUGGCAAGGGUGAGCACGGAGAUGGCCCAGAGCGUGGAGGACCUGACAGGGAGCCUGGCGGAGGCUGAGUCCAAGCUGGAGGAGAGGGAAGGGCUGGUGGGCACACUGAGCGCCACAUUGGAGGGCCAGACAUCAGAGCUCCUAGGGCUUAAGGAACAGCUGGCUGCCAACCAGGCUCAACUUGAGGCCAGUACAGUGGAGAUCGCAAGUGUCAAGGAGCUGAUGGAGAUGGGGCAGUCUCAGAGGGCCCAGCAGGCCAGUGUGGAGGAGCAGCUGGUUACGGUAGAACAGAAUCUGCAGGAGCAGAACUCAGCGGCCCACAGUCUGCACUCUGAGCUCCUCACUCAGCUGGAGGCUGUGCAGAAACAGGUUGCCCAGCUGGAAGGAGGGUUUCAAACAGAUGAGCCCUCAGAGGAGGUGGCGGAGGAGACUGCUCUGGCUGCUGCUGAGGAGGUGGCAGAGGAGACUGCUCUGGCUGCUGCUGAGGAGGUGGAAGAGGAGGAGGUGGCAGAGGAGACUGCUCUGGCUGCUGCUGAGGAGGUGGAAGAAGAGGAGGAGGUGGUGGAGAAGGAGGCAGUUCACUUGGAUGGGGAGCCUGCUGAACAGGAGGACUCUGCUCUCACAGAGGAACAGACUGCUCCUGCAGAGGAGGAGAUGGUCGAGGAGCAGGAGGACUCUGCUCUCACAGAGGAACAGACUGCUCCUGCAGAGGAGGAGAUGGUCGAGGAGCAGGAGGACUUGGCAGAGGCAGGACCGGAAGAGUGGUUGGCAGAAGAGAAUGUAGACCAGGAAGAUUCUGAAGCAGAGGAGGAGCAAGGGGAGGAAGAAGACGAAAAAACAGAAGAAGAUGAGGCCUCUCCUGAGGAGGAAUGGUGAAUGUACGCAGCAAGGAAAGUCUUCUACAGUCACCGAACUCCGAGAGGAUAAUGGACACAUUCAGUCUGCAUCAUGACAAAUGGGAAGGCAUUGCCGAUGUUGAGGUGCAAUAAACAUGAACUUUUUCUCACCAAGGGGAAAAAUCAGGUCAAUAGGAUUCACACAAUUCUCUAGAAUCAGUAUUGUUACAUCAAUGAACGUGUGUAUGAGAGGGCUAACUGGUCAGGCGAUGGUUAAUAAUAUUCAGGACUCACCUGCCAACACCAACCUCAAAGCCUUAAUCUAUUUUAACACAGCUCUUUCUAUAGAUUAUUUUACGUACACCAAAAUGUAACUUUUUCUGCAAGCUCAGUUGAAACAAAGUGACAAGGAGGACUAACUAAACAGCCAAUAGGAAAACACUAAUUCACUCACACGAUCAAACAAAGCCAUAAAAUAUGCCCAUCUUGUUGAUAUGAAAUUGGCUUUCUUUUUUGUCAUUGUCUGAAAUGUCUUGUUGGGAUUUUAAUUAGAAUAAGAUAUACAGAACAAGAGUCCUAAUUCCUGUGUAAACAAAUAACAGCCUACUAAAGGAAUAGCAUGGGGGUAGCAAGGGCCAUAUCUGUGAAAUGCUAACAUUUAUGUACAGUUUUACUGAAGAUUGUUAGUCUAGUUGUUUUUAUUGACUUUUUUCUUUAAACUGUUUGUCUGUACACAAAGUGCGCUGUUACUGCCCAGGCAUUGGUUUCUUCUCUCACAACGUACCGUUCAUCUCAGAUCUCUGUGAUGUAUCUUUUAUAAAAUAAACCCUGGGCUAUCCUCUGGAUUUUUUUUUACAUCAA